Messenger RNA from Prosopis cineraria, 2005 nucleotides. Its product is annotated as DEAD-box ATP-dependent RNA helicase 10. The transcript has 15 exons. Gene Ontology annotation, molecular function: RNA helicase activity; ATP binding; nucleic acid binding. NCBI's taxonomy places the organism in Eukaryota, Viridiplantae, Streptophyta, Magnoliopsida, Fabales, Fabaceae. The record is from RefSeq and is a predicted model, not a curated record. Bases 351 to 1667 code for a protein of 438 amino acids.
UAAUUCCCCCUCUUCUACCGCCAGACCAGUCGGUGGAGUUGAAGAGCGUGCUGCGCGAGAGUGAGGCGUCCGGCGAAGAAGGCGACGGAGCAUCUCCAACCGAUACACAUCCACUGCAGCAACAGGGAGGCGUCCGGCGAAGGUUGACAGCAAGUUACACUCUUCUUCUUAAAAAAAAUAAGAAUAAAGAGUCUCUACCAUUGGCACCAAUCCAAGUUGGUAUUGCCUCGACCACACGACACCGGCCGGCUCCGCACAACUAGGACAGUUAUUCCUGUUUCGGGAAACAGCUUCCAAACUGUGUAUCAGGUCGUGGUUGUUCUUCUAUAAAUUAGAUUAGUUACUGAGAAAUGGCAGAAGAUGAUGAAGGAGUGACAUUUAAGGAUCUGGGCUUAUCUGAGCAGCUGGUGGAAGCCUGUGAAAAGUUGGGUUGGAAAAAACCAUUGAAGAUUCAAGCUGAAGCAAUCCCUCUUGCACUGGAAGGAAAAGAUGUUAUUGGGCUGGCACAAACUGGCUCUGGUAAGACUGGUGCUUUUGCUCUUCCGAUACUGCAUGCUCUUCUAGAAGCACCGCGACCAAAAGAUUUUUUUGCUUGUGUGUUGUCUCCUACAAGAGAGCUUGCUAUUCAAAUCUCUGAACAGUUUGAAGCAUUAGGUGCUGAAAUUGGUGUCAAGUGUGCUGUGCUAGUUGGAGGGAUUGAAAUGGUGCAACAGACAAUUAAGAUAGCAAAGCAGCCUCAUAUUAUUGUUGGGACACCUGGUCGUGUUUUAGAUCACCUAAAAAACACUAAAGGUUUUACUCUUAACAGAUUAAAAUAUUUGGUCCUAGAUGAGGCUGACAGGCUGUUGAAUGAGGAUUUUGAGGAAUCUCUCAAUGAGAUUCUGCAAAAUAUCCCUCAACAAAGAAGAACAUUUCUGUUUUCUGCUACGAUGACUAAGAAGGUCCAAAAACUCCAAAGGGUUUGUUUAAGGAAUCCUGUGAAGAUUGAAGCAGCAUCUAAAUAUUCUACCGUUGACACUUUGAAGCAGCAGUUUCGCUUUUUGCCUGCCAAGCACAAGGAUUGCUACCUGGUCUAUAUUCUGACUGAAAUGGCUGGAAGCACAUCCAUGGUGUUUACUCGCACAUGUGAUUCAACUCAGCUUCUGGCUUUAACUCUUAGAAAUUUGGGUCUCAAAGCCAUCCCAAUUAACGGUCAUAUGAGCCAAUCAAAGAGACUUGGAGCCUUGAAUAAGUUCAAGUCUGGGGAUUGCAAUAUCCUUAUUUGCACUGAUGUGGCAAGCAGAGGUCUGGACAUUCCCACAGUGGAUAUGGUUAUCAACUAUGAUAUUCCUACGAACUCAAAGGAUUAUAUACAUCGUGUGGGAAGAACUGCACGGGCUGGGCGAUCUGGUGUUGCCAUUUCCCUUGUCAAUCAAUACGAGCUGGAGUGGUACAUCCAGAUAGAGAAGCUUAUAGGGAAGAAGUUACCAGAGUAUCCUGCGCAGGAAGAGGAGGUUCUUCUUUUGGAAGAGCGUGUUAGUGAGGCCAAAAGAUUAUCAAUGAUGAAAAUGAAGGAGAAUGGAGGGAAGAGGAGAAGGAAGGGUGAAGGAGAUAGUGAAGAGGAAGAUAUCGAGAAAUACUUAGGUCUCAAGGAUGGAAAAUCAUCCAAGAAGUUCAAAAAGAAAUGAGAAUACACCUCUGUUGGAUUUGUUUUUGAAAUCUUUGAUUGUAUAUGGCAAUUUUGAUAUUUAUUUAAUAUUUAAUUUAGUUGCUGCAUUAGGUUGAGUUUUCUUUAAUGUAACACGCUUCUGCUAAUGUCAUAGGUGAGAGAGCUUGGUCAUUGAGGGAUCUAAAUGAAAUGUACGUCAUCGAGAAAUUAAUGUUUUAAACUUUUACCAUCGAGCGAAUAGGAAAGCUGUUACUGUCUGCACUAGUAAUGCACAUGUGUUUAAUUUGCUGGUCAGGGACGUAUCUUGUAAUCAUACCAGUUAUGAGGUAAUCAACUAUGGCAAAUCUAUACUAGCUA